ACAACUAUCUCCCGAAAAUCCCUCUCAUUUUCUUCGUCGUUCUUUCUUCCUUUCUCUCUGAUUCUCUUCUGUAAACGGCGUAACGGGGUUUUUUCCUCUUAAAAAACCCCGUUAUUAGUUACUCUCACUAUCACGUGCGUUUUUCGAAUUAAAAAAAAGAGAGAGAAAAUUUAUCAACUCUCCCAUUCGAUUUUUAUGGCCUCGGAGCAGUUAAGCUUGGCUGCGACUACGGUGCGAGACGCCGUCACUAACGGCGUAGAACCCCGUCCGAUGUCAUCUGAUUGCGGCGAUGACGUUAGCAAGACUCCGAGGCUACCUCGAUGGACGAGGCAGGAGAUUCUCGUGCUGAUACAGGGGAAAAGAGUGGCCGAGAAUCGGGUCAGGCGCGGGCGCGCUGCCGGAUUGGCUUUCGGGACGGGUCAAGUGGAGCCGAAGUGGGCUUCGGUUUCAUCGUACUGCAAGCGGCACGGAGUGAACCGGGGGCCGGUCCAGUGUCGGAAGAGGUGGAGUAAUUUGGCGGGGGAUUAGAAGAUCAAGGAAUGGGAGAAUAACACAAGGGAAGAGAACGAGUCGUUUUGGGUGAUGAGGAACGAUUUGAGGAGGGAACGGAAGUUGCCGGGGUUCUUCGAUAAGGAAGUUUACGAUAUCCUCGACGGAGCCGCCACAGCCGCCGAAAUCCCUUCCUCGGUUAUGGCUCCGGAUUUAGCUUUAGCUUUGACUCCUACUUCCGCGGCGCAUGACGUGGCGGAGGAUCCCGAGACUGUUUUCGAUAGCGGAAGGAGCGCGGCAGCUGAGGACGGGCUGUUUUCGGAUUUCGAGCAGGAGGACGGUGGUCGGAGCCCAGAAAAGGUGGAGCCCGCGCUUGACACCGACACCGGAAAGGCCGUUCCAGCUCCUAUCCCUAUAUCAGAGCAGCAGUACCGGUUACCGCGACAACCAUCUAUUCCGGGGAACAACAGUCAAGGUACAACAAAGGAGAAUCCUACCUUGAAUCCCGAGUUCGGUUCAUCCUCUCAAGAAGUAAGGAAGAGGAAACGGAUGACGACUGAUGGAGACGAGGAAACAAGCAGCACACAGUACCACUUGAUCGACGUUUUGGAAAAGAAUGGUAAAAUGCUGGUUGCUCAACUCGAAGCUCAAAACAUCAACUUCCAACAGGAUAGGGAGCAAAGGAAAGACCACAGCGAUAACCUAGUCGCUGUUCUUAAUAAGCUCGCCGAUGCUCUAGGGAGGAUUGCGGAUAAGUUAUAAACGGGAGGUGAUCGGUAUACAUUUGUACAUAAACCGAUUACUACGAUGCCUGGUUCGAGUAGAUGGUAGCUCAGAAGUUGAAUUGAUGGAUCAAAUUUUCCCACAACAUACUCGCAUUUAGUUUCUGCCAAUGGUACCAUACACCAAUAAAUAAGGUUUAGAUUGUAGAUUUAUACAACAUUUCUACAUUGAGAUUAUAUGAUUUUUUACCUUCGGUUUUUUUACAUUUUGGACCAAAUUGCAUAUAAUAUUUUGUAUAGAGCAACAUAUAUUAUUAGUCAUUGCUUUGUUUCUCAAUUAAACGU
Hibiscus syriacus is the source of this 1556-nucleotide messenger RNA. Its product is annotated as trihelix transcription factor ASR3-like. NCBI's taxonomy places the organism in Eukaryota, Viridiplantae, Streptophyta, Magnoliopsida, Malvales, Malvaceae. The record is from RefSeq and is a predicted model, not a curated record.